Molecule: messenger RNA, 2726 nt
Organism: Danio aesculapii
Lineage: Eukaryota; Metazoa; Chordata; Actinopteri; Cypriniformes; Danionidae
Gene: fem1a
Product: fem-1 homolog a
Exons: 1
Coding region: 143-1999 (618 amino acids)
Molecular function (GO): protein binding
Source: RefSeq, a predicted model, not a curated record
UGGUAAACAGAGCUGUCAAACAACACAGACGCCAUUUCGACAACAGCCUUAAAAUGGCAGUAAAAUGCAGAGCUUGCGCCGCCGCCGCCUGAAGACGCGCGAAAUCACGGCGGUGUAACGGAGAGCGGCGGGCGGCGGGAGGAUGGACAUCAGCGCGGCGGUGUUUAACGCCGCGAGAGACGGAAAGCUGAAGCUGAUGCAGAAACUGCUGAUCAACAAGAGCCCGGAGGAGCGCGCGGCGCUGGCCGAGGAGCGCACCGAGGGAGGGACACCGCUGCUGAUCGCCGCGCGCUACGGGCACCUGCCGGUGGUGCACUUCCUGCUGGAGCGCUGCGGGGCCAACGUGGAGCUCGGCGGAUCCGUCAACUUCGACGGGGAGACGAUCGAGGGCGCGCCGCCGCUGUGGGCCGCUUCCGCCGCCGGGCACCUCCCGGUGGUCAAGGCUCUGCUGGAGCACGGGGCGUCCGUCAACAACACCACCCUCACCAACUCCACCCCGCUGCGCGCCGCCUGCUUCGACGGGCACCUGGAAAUCGUGCGCUACCUGGUGGAGCACCAGGCAGACCUGGAGGUGGCAAACCGGCACGGGCACACCUGCCUGAUGAUCUCCUGCUAUAAAGGUCACCGCGAGAUCGCACAGUUCCUGCUGGAGAAGGGAGCCGACGUCAAUCGCAAGAGCGUGAAGGGGAACACAGCGCUGCACGACUGUGCGGAGUCCGGCAGCCUGGAGAUCAUGAAGAUGCUGCUGAAGUGCGACGCGCGUAUGGAGCGGGACGGCUACGGCAUGACCCCACUGCUGGCCGCCAGCGUCACCGGACACACCAACAUCGUGGAGUUCCUGGUGCACCAGCCACGCGCCAGCCGUGAGCAGCGUAUCCACGCCCUGGAGCUCCUCGGUGCCACCUUCGUGGACAAAAAGCGGGACCUGCUAGGCGCUAUGCGUUACUGGCGGCGGGCGAUGGAGCUGCGGCUGGCAGGGGGGCAGGCGGGUGCACUGGAGAAACCGCCCGCAGGCCCGCCGGUGCCAGCCUACGACUGCAGCCGCGAGGUGUCAACAGAGGAGGAGCUGGAGGCGCUGAUCACUGACCCUGACGACAUGCGCAUGCAGGCGCUGCUGGUGCGAGAGCGCAUCCUCGGCCCCGCCCACCCCGACACCUCCUACUACAUCCGCUACCGCGGCGCCGUCUACGCCGACUCUGGGAACUUCGAGCGCUGCAUCCGGCUGUGGAAGUACGCGCUGGACAUGCAGCAGAGCAACCUGGAGCCGCUGAGCCCCAUGACCGCCAGCAGCUUCCUGUCCUUCGCAGAGCUCUUCUCCUUCGUACUGCAGGACCGCGCUAAAGGCACGUUAGCAGCGCGCGUCUCCUUCCAGGACCUGAUGGGGGUGCUGAGCAAGAGCGUGCGGGAGGUGGAGCGGGCAGUGGCGCAGCGGGAGCGGCCCCCGGAGCCGCCGCAGUUCUCCAAGGCGUUGUCCAUCAUCCUGCACCUGCUGUUCCUGCUGCAGAAGCUGCGCUGCGGCCCGGAGCAGGAGCAUCUGAAGCGCCAGACCGUCUACCGGCUGCUGAAGCUGAACCCGAGGGCACGGGGCGGGCACACGCCGCUACACAUGGCCGUGGACCGCGACACCACAUCAGUGGGCCGCUACCCUGUGGGCCGCUUCCCGUCGCUGGCCGUGGCGAGUCUGCUGCUGGAGUGCGGCGCUGAUGUGGACUCUCGUGACUACGACAACAACAACACACCGCUGCACGUAGCGGCCGCUAACGGCUGCCCGGACAUCAUGGCGGCGCUGAUCCAGGCCGGCGCACACUUCGACGCCACCAAUGCGGCGCAGCAGACGGCCUACCAGCUGCUGGAGGCGCAGAGCAGCGGCAGACACGCGCUACACCCGCUCAACCACACCACGCUACAGUGCCUAGCGGCCCGCGCCGUCACCGCGCACAGACUGCCCUAUAAAGGGCUGAUCUCAGAACAGAUGGAGGCCUUCAUUGAGCUACACUGACCACACACACACUGACAACACACACUUAUACACUAACACACACACACACACACACACACACAUCAGGGCUUCAGUGUGAGCUGCUGUUUUCUCUCAGACUGUGUGUGUUUGAUCAUCAGACGCUGCUUUACUGCGAUCGCUUCCUCUUCAUUUCCUGUUUCCUCUUUAUUAUUUCCUGUUUCCUCCUCCUGCAGGACUCUGGGUGCCAAACGCAGCCGUACGCUCCUCUGUUUAGCCGAAUGUGUGUGUGUUCCUCUGUUUUUAGCUGGAUGUGUGUGUGUGUGUGUGUGUGUGUGUGUGUGUGUGUGUGUGUGUGUGGCUGCAGCUCCGGGGUUUGACUGUAAUAUAAUGAGCUCCUGCACUCCCCCCGGGCGGGUCAGCUGCUGGGCUGUUGGGCUGUCCGCCGUCCCCCUGAUUAAUCUAUGCAGUGUAAUAUGGAGGUGCAGAUCUGGCAACCCUGCUGCUCUACUGUGCUCUGCUGCGGCUGGGUUGUGUGAGAUGCAGCGCGGUCGUCUUCUGAUUGCCUUUCAGUUUAUUUCUCCUGUGUCUGAGUUGGGUUAUUUCUCCAGCUGGGUUAUUUCUCUGUAAACGCAGCAGACGAAGCACUUUGAACAUGUUUAACACUUGGUUUAACCCAGAAACUACAGAGGGGUUGGGUAAUUUAAGAUUGUUUACUACAGUACAGAAACCUGUGUGGAGAUGCUGAAUAAAGCUCACGUGUCCCACC